CACUGGAUAUACCCGGAUGUUGCGCUGGAAUUUGCACCGUGGAAACUUCCGGUAUCGGUGUAGGGUGGGACAGCGGAAGCGGCGGCUCUCAGCUUUGACAUAUACAUUUCGUCUGCCAAAUUUUGGGACAUAAUUUACAAAAAUGCCGGCUUACCACUCAAGCCUGAUGGAUGCAGACACCAAACUGGUGGGGAAUAUGGCAUUACUGCCCCUCAAAACACAGUUUAAAGGUCCUGCACCUAAAGAAACUAAAGACACAGAUAUUAUCGAUGAGGCCAUCUACUACUUUAAAGCCAAUGUUUUCUUCAAGAACUAUGAAAUUAAGAACGAGGCUGACCGAACUUUGAUCUACACCACUCUUUACAUCUCCGAAUGCCUCAAGAAACUGCAAAAGUGCAGUUCAAGAGGUCAAGGAGAGAAAGAGAUGUACACACUGGGAAUCACCAACUUUCCCAUCCCAGGAGAGCCUGGCUUCCCUCUGAAUGCAAUGUAUGCUAAACCCUCCAACAAACAGGAGGACGAAACAAUGAGGGGUUACCUGCAACAGAUCCGACAGGAGACAGGACUGAGAUUGUGUGACCGGGUGUUCGACCCUCAGACAGACAAACCAAGCAAGUGGUGGGUGUGCUUUGUAAAGAAACAGUUCAUGAACAAAAGUCUGUCUGCACCGGGCCAGUAACAAUCUCAGGAUCUCUCUUGGUACUUUUGUAUGGAUGGAAUUUGUCUUUAAUGUCUGUUUUUCCUUAAACAUGUGUGUAUGCGUUUACUCUGACUCUGUAAAGAAAGGCAUUUUUUACCAAUGAUAUCAAGUAUAUUUGAUUUCCGGCCUGUCGUCGUAUGUAACAGGAGCUGAUCAAAUAAAAUCCAUUGAAGAAUACAA
Molecule: messenger RNA, 880 nt
Organism: Paramisgurnus dabryanus
Lineage: Eukaryota; Metazoa; Chordata; Actinopteri; Cypriniformes; Cobitidae
Gene: arpc3
Product: actin related protein 2/3 complex, subunit 3
Biological process (GO): regulation of actin filament polymerization; Arp2/3 complex-mediated actin nucleation
Cellular component (GO): Arp2/3 protein complex; cytoskeleton
Source: RefSeq, a predicted model, not a curated record